Penicillium antarcticum is the source of this 1857-nucleotide messenger RNA. Its product is annotated as ferric reductase family protein. The transcript is spliced from 6 exons. Gene Ontology annotation, biological process: copper ion import; iron ion transport; intracellular iron ion homeostasis. The record is from RefSeq and is a predicted model, not a curated record. Gene Ontology annotation, cellular component: plasma membrane. Gene Ontology annotation, molecular function: ferric-chelate reductase activity. NCBI's taxonomy places the organism in Eukaryota, Fungi, Ascomycota, Eurotiomycetes, Eurotiales, Aspergillaceae. The coding region runs from base 1 to 1857 and encodes 618 amino acids.
AUGAUGGAUAUGAAGAUGCCAGGGGCCCCCUGGCUGGAUCAGCCGGUGACGCUGCACUCAUCUCGUGCCGACAAAUGCAAGCUGACCGAUGCUCAAUGCCGCUAUCGCAAUUAUAGUUGGCGCUACUGGUAUGAAGCCGAUCAUGUCUAUGCGCUAAACACGGUGUACUUUAUGUGUGCCGUGAUUGGUGUGUUUAUGGUUUCCAAUCUGCUUGUCAGAUUUGCGCCUGAUUGCGUAAAACGGACAAGACCAUGGCGUAUGUUCACUUCGGUGUCGCGAUACCUUUCUUAUCGCGGAUUUCGAGCCCGCGCGUUGCGGUAUUGGUCGCCAGCACUGGGGGUGGUGAUUUUGGGUGCUCUAGGCGCUAUCUUCUUCUUCGCCAUGACACUCGGCCCGAAACCCUAUUACUGGCCGACAGACGCUUCUUAUGGAGGAAGUCCACCCCUUGCGACUCGAGCUGGCUGGAUGGCCUUAGGGCUAUUACCCUUUGUGCUUGCUCUGAGCACAAAAGCCAAUAUGAUCUCAGCGUUGACUGGUAUUCCGCAUGAAAAACUCCAAGUUUUCCACCAUUGGACUAGUUAUGCGAUGUUCGCUUUGGCCUUGGUUCACACUUUCCCUUUCAUAAUCUAUGAUAUUGGACAAGGGGACAUGGUGAAGAAUUGGAAGACAAGUGUGGCGUACUGGACAGGAGUUGUUGCUCUUAUCUCGCAGGCAUAUCUAACCCUCAUGUCACUGCCUUUUAUUCGGAAUCGAUUCUAUGAGUUCUUCAAGGCUACUCACAUCUUCAUGGCCGCGGUCUUUGUCGUGUUCUUCUUCAUCCACUGCGAUUUCCGACUUUCUUCCUGGGACUACUUUAUUGCUUCCGGUACAAUAUAUAUGGCCAAUCUGAUCGCAUCACAUGCCCGUACUUAUCUGAAGCACGGCCUCAAUAACGCCAGUCUCGGGCUCUUACCAUGUGGUCUCGUCAAAGUGUCCGUUCCAUCAACUAUGAAAUGGACGCCCGGCCAGCAUGUAUUUGUGCGAUUCCUAACUUCAGAUUUGCACUUACUCACUGCUCAUCCAUUCACCAUCUCUUCCACAUGCCGCACGCCCAACGAAUCCGGCAAAUCCUCAGAACUUGUCUUCUACAUCAAGCCCCGAGGCGGAGUUACAGGACGCCUGAGAGCGAUGGCAGCAAAGAGCCCAGGUUGUACCAAGAAGAUCCUCAUAGAAGGCCCAUAUGGUGGUGUCAGUGAGCCUCAUAUGGCUCAAUUCGACACUAUCCUAGUCAUCGCCGGUGGCUCGGGAGGCGGGUUCUCCCUGGCCAUGGUAGACGAAGCACUUCGUCUCACUGGAAUGGCACUGUCAGUGAGCGAAAAAGACAGAACUCACCGCCGAAAUCUCCAAGUCGUUUUCUCCACUCGUGAUCACGCCAUGGCGGACUGGUAUAUCGAAGAAAUCGAGUCCCGGAUUUCGCAAUCAACAAUGCUAUCAACAGACCCAGAGAACGGGUUCGAAACCUCAGUAUCUGUCCACGUGACAGAUCAACGUCACUCUGGCUUCUCUUCAUCUUCGGAAUCUGACGAUGUUACGGGUACAGGUGGGAAGAUGCCUCCAACCGAGGUGACGACUACCGGAAGUUUCAGUUUGAACGUCCACCGCAAUGCACGGCCCGACCUGCCUGGGAUGAUUGCGCGCACUGUGGCUAUGGCUCAUGUUCAAGGGGCGCAUUUGCAGAAGAAACAGCGUGUCGGAGUCCUGGUGUGUGGUCCUGCGUCUAUGCUGCAUGAUACCCGAAACGCAGCCGCAGUAGCGCAGGGCCGUGUGUUUGGUGGCGAAGUUGAGGAGUUGUAUUUGCACUCUGAACCAUUUGUGUAA